AUGACAGAAAUAGCAAAUCUUCUACAGGUUCCAUUAAAACAAGGGACAAACAAAAAGGGUCCAUAUAAUAGAACUAUGAAAGUUCCAGACGGAAUGAAAGAAUUAGUUCAUAUUGUUGCUGGUCUUCAAAAAGAUGUUAAACAAAUGAGAAACGUUUUAACAUUACCAGAAGCUCAAGCAUAUGCCAAACGUCAUGGUCCAAAUUGGGAAGCACAUGAAGCAGACAUUACAGGACCAAAUUGGGAAGCACAUGAAGCAGACAUUACAGGACCAAAUGGAAAACCUGAUGGUAUAAAUGAAGUUUUCGUUACUGAUGGUCAAGGUAAUAUUAAAGUCAUAAAUGGGUAUAAAUUAACAAUGACGGAUUAUCCUAAACGUAAAGCAUAUAAUGAAUGUUAUCCUAUGAAAUUUGAUGAAAAUGGAAAAGCUGCUAAACAAUACAUUGGAGAAGGUGAAAAUGGUCCAAUUAAUUCAUACCGUUAUAAUCCAUAUUCUUAUUUCAAUGAAGAAUUAAAUGCUAUUGAAGAGGGACCGGAUGGAUUACCACGAUAUGUUAAUCAGUUUGAUGGUCAAUAUGCAAAUAUUAGACCUGAAAUUCCAGCUAAGAAAUUCUUUAAAGUUGCUUUAUUCGAUCCAGUGUUCAAUGAACAGAAAGAAGCAAUGAAAGCAGAAUUUAAACCAAUUCAAAUGGCAAGAAUUUCUUCAUCUUCACUUUCAGAAGCGUUCAAGGAAUUGAUAAAGAAACCACUUUAUUCUCAACAAGGUUAUAACUUUGAUUUAAUUAAAGAAAGUGAUAGACGUAAAUUAGAAAAAUCAGAUGGUUUUAAGAAUGCAUGUAAUGAAAUGAUUAAAGAUAUUGUAAAUGAUAAAAUAAGACUGGAAGAAACUCAAAGCAAUAUCAAUAACAUAAUUGGUGCAGUUACAAAGAAAGUAUAA
Trichomonas vaginalis G3 is the source of this 936-nucleotide messenger RNA. RefSeq lists its product as uncharacterized. Bases 1 to 936 code for a protein of 311 amino acids. The transcript has a single exon. The record is from RefSeq and is a predicted model, not a curated record. NCBI's taxonomy places the organism in Eukaryota, Parabasalia, Trichomonadida, Trichomonadidae.